AUGCUGUUCAAGACAUCAGCUGAGGACUCCACCACCACAGCCGCACGCACACGCCGGCGCUGAUACCCGCCGCUUUGCAUUGAGCCCGUCCGGGCGGCCUUCGUCUCGGUCCCAAGACAACAGCCACCCCCCCCCCAGAAUCUCGUCGCAGACAUGCCGCAUAGUCACAGCCAGCACCCGCAGGGCCAUAUUCCCCUCAAGACCUUCUACACGAACGCCAAGACGGAGCCCGAGGAAACUGACGAUAUAGCCAGCCGUCAAUGCGGCCCUCAUAACGGCGAUGCGGUCUCCAGUCAAGCCGACCUGCCGAACGACUACGACCUGGACGACUACGGCAUGCCGAGCUUUCAGCCCCAGGGCGCGAGCGACCUCGACACCAGCAACAUCGAUUGCGUCGACGUCUUCCUCGAGGAUUGGAGCACUCUUCAACCACCAGCUGACUCGGACUCGGAUGACGACAGCGAUGAUCAUCCCACAGUUGACCUCGGAACUGGUUGCAAACAAGAUGGUGGCAACGAUCCAGCAGCUUCUCUCCCGGCAGAGCAAGACUCGGAGUGGGGCCCGCCUCCAAGCGUCUCCGCUCAUCCCGAUGCCAUCAAUAUACUCGUUCUGGGCGAGACUGGGGUGGGCAAGUCGACCCUCAUCAACGCCAUCGCCAACUACCUGAGCUUUGACAGCUUUGAGGAUGCGCUCGCGAGCGACGAGCCUAUAACCUUGGUUCCAGCCCGCUUUACCCUCUGCGAUUCCGAAACCUUUGAAGAUGUAAUUGUCGAGUCCAAGACAAUCGAUCUCAAGAACCCCGGCCGAGUCGUGCAUGAGACUGCAAGGCUGGCUGCGGGACAGUCGGGGACGCCGUUCCCCCAGUCCUAUGUCUUCUGCCUCAACGACGGAGCGGGCACCCCAACCAAGAUCAGGAUCAUCGACACUCCAGGCAUGGGCGACACCCGGGGAAUCGCCCAGGACAAGAUCAACAUGGACAACAUCGUUCGAUAUGCCUCCUGGAUCGGCAGCAUCCAUGCAAUUGUUCUUGCCCUUCCCACCAACAACAGCCAUCUCACCGUUUGGUUCCGGCUGUGCAUCCUCGAGUUGCUGCAGAACUUUGACCGUGCCGCAAUCGAGAGCAUGGUCUUCCUCUUCACCAAAGCACGCGUGACGUAUUUCCGGAUGGGUGAUACCACCAUUGCUUUGGAAAAGUUCUUCCAGCAGAUCCGGGAAGAGUCCGGCGUCGAUAUUCAGAUCCGGGAAGACAAUAUCUUCCUGGUCGAUAACGAAGCUUACCGCUUCCUCCUGGCACGGCAGAGCGUGGAUUUCCUCCAGAGUGAAAUCGAAGGCAUCCAGGAGUCAUGGAACAAGUCAGCCGAGACCGUCCGCCGGCUCUUGGCGCUAGCACAAGCGAAAGGCCCUCAGGACCUCCGGCUGACUGCCCAGCUCCGCAAACUCCGGACUUUUGCCCGAAAACAAACUCGGGCACUGAUAGAAACGCCGCAAGAGCCGCACGUGCGGAGAUCAUUAAAGUUGCUGAUUGCAUGCACAUACUAUCUUCGGCUCCAUAGCAUUUUCGUCAAGCAAGAAGCAUUCCUGGACCUAGAGGAUCUCGACGAGAUCAAGUGGCAAGCCUAUGGAGACGACGUCAUUGAUCUGGAGAAACUGGGGAUGCUGAAAGAUCUGAAGGACAUGUAUGAUAUCGAAAAGGCGCUGUCGAGCUUCGAUGACGAAGAAACCGCUCCUCCCCCAAGUCUGGAUGACAUUGUCACCCAGAUUGAGCGGCUGGAGCGCGGCGAAGAUAUUGUGCUGGCAGAGCUGACCAUCAGUCCGACGUUGAUUCGCAAAAUUCAUCGCCAACACGAAUGAACCUGAAAACUGUUG
This is a messenger RNA of Polychytrium aggregatum, 1866 nucleotides long. RefSeq lists its product as uncharacterized. The transcript is spliced from 3 exons. NCBI's taxonomy places the organism in Eukaryota, Fungi, Chytridiomycota, Chytridiomycetes, Polychytriales. Bases 154 to 1851 code for a protein of 565 amino acids. The record is from RefSeq and is a predicted model, not a curated record.